AUGGCAGAUCUGCCAUCCACUCAGCUAGCAUCGACGAGGCGACCACACACGUGCACACAUCCACAAUUGCAUGACAUUUGCAUUGUCACUCGUCUUCGCCUUCGCCUUCGCCUUCACCCCACCAACGGUGCUCCGCGACCUCGCAAAGCCGAUCCUCCCUCCGCUUUUCCUUACACCCUCUCUCCCUCCUUCCCUCCCUCCUACCUGCCGCAUCUCUUUGCCACCCACUUCAUUUCUUCCACCAACACCACCACCGCCAAGUGGUCACACGUUCACACACAACGUGGCCUCCUGUGCCAAACUAAUUGCAUGACAACUGUGACAAAGCACUUUGGGGAAAGACGAAAAGGCGACUGUGGUAGCAGCGAACCCCACGUCAUUCGCCUUCCCAACAGCGUCCUCACCGACUCUUUGUUCCACUCCACCACACACACCACCAUGUCAGUCAAAUGUGCUCGCCGUAGCAACACUGCCUCCUUGAAGGCAGACACGAGCCUCGUUGUGAGGGCCACCUGCAGUGCUAUUGACGAAUUGCACAGCACGCCCUUCCCCCCUCCCACCUCUCCCUCACCCCACGUCGCCCUCCGUCUCCAUCUAAUUCAAUCAGCCGUAGGUGUCAUUCAGCCUCCACUGAGCAGUGUGUGGUCCUCACUUCUCCCUCUCCAUCUCCCUCUCCACCUGUAUCGUCUUGGUCGCCACGACCACCAUCACCCCGUCAUCAUCAUCAUCAUCAUCCGUGAUGACACAUGGAAGGCCAGUCUACUUCGUCACUGCAUCCCAUCUUCACUGCCCCUUAUACUGCACUUACCACCUCAUUCGUCGUCGUCUUUAACCUGUCUCAUCUCUUCCUCCGUUCUCCUUCCGAUUCCUUCCCUUUCACGAGCUGCUCCUCACCAAUUCAUUCAUCCAUGUCACCUUGAGGUCCAACAUUUAUGGCAAUGUUGGCGCAUGAGUAGCGAAGUCAUCUCUUGA
Molecule: messenger RNA, 972 nt
Organism: Hydatigera taeniaeformis
Lineage: Eukaryota; Metazoa; Platyhelminthes; Cestoda; Cyclophyllidea; Taeniidae
Source: the annotation of a GenBank genome assembly